Messenger RNA from Gossypium raimondii (Peruvian cotton), 1083 nucleotides. RefSeq lists its product as uncharacterized. The transcript has 3 exons. The record is from RefSeq and is a predicted model, not a curated record. NCBI's taxonomy places the organism in Eukaryota, Viridiplantae, Streptophyta, Magnoliopsida, Malvales, Malvaceae. Gene Ontology annotation, molecular function: RNA-DNA hybrid ribonuclease activity; nucleic acid binding. Bases 1 to 1083 code for a protein of 360 amino acids.
AUGCAUAAAGAGAUUGAAGUUUAUGUUGUCGAUAUGAUAGCAAAGUCCGAUAGGGAGGAAAGUCAUGUGGAAAACCUUCGCAAAUUAUUUGAAAGAUUGAGGAAAUACACAUUGAGAUUGAAUCCAGCAAAAUGUACCUUCAGGGUAAAAGUCGGGGAAGCUAUUGGGUUUCGCAAUUGUGUUCUGGGGCAACGAGAUGGUUCAAACAAGAAUGAGCAUGCAACCUAUUAUCUGAGCAAGAAGUUCACGGAAUAUGAAGUGAGGUAUUCUAAUCUGGAAAAGAUGUGUUGCACUUUGGCAUGGACUGCACGUCGACUAAGAAUUGCUCGAUGGCAAGUGGUAUUUGCCAAGUAUGACAUUGUCUACGUUUCCCCAAAGGCUAUAAAAAGAAGCAUAGUCGAGAAAUUUCUAGCGGGUCACGCGAAAGAGGAAUACGAGCCCAUGAGUUUUGAUUUCCCAAAUGAAGAGAUCAUGUUAAUUUCGAAGUGUGAAGAAGAAAUUUGGAGGGUGUAUUUCAAUAGAGCAUCCAAAAUGAUGGAGCUUGGGAUUAGGGCAGUACUAAUCUCCCCAAAUGGCCAGUAUUUUCCUGCUACAGAUAAAUUGAUGUUAACUUGUAUGAACAAUAUAGUUGAAUAUGAGGCAUGCAUUUUGGCACUUCAAAUCGCCAUUGAGAAAAAGAUUAGGGUUUUAAAAGUUUUUGGUGACUCAGCGUUAGUUGUUUAUCAAACAUAUGUGCAUGGACUAAUCAAAGAGUUUGAUGAUGCUCAAUUUUGUCAUUUGACAAGAGAAGAAAAUCAGUUAGCAGAUGCAUUAGCUACUCUAGCCGCCAUGUUCGAAGUAGGAUCCAAAAUAGAAGUGCAACCUAUACAGCUAAGGGUCAAGGACUCGCCGGCCCACUACGCGAAAGUAGAAUUAGGAACAGAUGGGAAACCAUGGUAUGUUGACAUUAAGCGAUAUUUGCAAUACGAGCAAUACCUAGAUUGCGCCUCAAAAAAUGAUAAACGAAUAAUUAGGAGGUUGGCUAUGGGUUUCUUCUUGGAAAGUGAGGUUUUGUACGAAAGAGGACGUGAGAAAACCUAUUGA